ACAUGACCUGCCGAGUAGGAAGUGUCGCGCUAGCGGACAUCAACAGCAGUGGAAGCAGCAGUCCUCAGAAAAGACGAGAAGGAAGCCGCGAAAUUCCGAGUUCACAUUCUCGACGUUUUCGUGAAGAUAACCAGCCUCCGCGUGAACCAGACCGAGCUGUGAAUCGGCCGCAGUCAUGUUCGUCAAGGUGGUGCUUUUCUCCGCAGCUCUGGCGCUGAUUGUCGCUGCAGCCGCCCCAGAUGACUGUACCUCUACGACAUGUGACGAGUGUGUCCAAAAACCUCAAUGUUUGUGGGCUAACUGCUCAAGUGUUUCAGGGAAUUUUUCCUGUGUUGUCCCAAUCUUUGUGCAAAACGGAACCUGCAGCAACGCAACCUGUACAACUGCUCUUCCUACAGUCCCGGUUUCACCUACUACCAAACAUUCAUCUGUUGCCCCCACCACCUCUACAACAGUGAAUUCAACGACUGCAACCGUAACGCCGACUCAUCGUGGCAACAGCUCCACCACUACAACUCCAGCCUCCACCUUGGCACCGAAUACCACAACGAUCGCCCCUCAUAAGAACUCGACAUUUGAUGCCGCGAGCUUCAUCGGUGGAAUAGUGCUCGUCCUGGGCCUUCAGGCCGUUAUCUUCUUCCUCUACAAGUUCUGCAAAUCCAAAGACCGUAACUACCACACUCUCUGAAGUGGCCGCACUUUAGGAUCCAAGCCGUCCUCACCGAUUUCGACCCCUCAGCACACACUCAGAGAGGUGGACUCAAACAGCGUUUCCAUGCGGUUUUCUUUUUUUUUCUGCUAUUUGUUUUUCUUUAAUUUUUAGACCUGCAUGACUGAAUGUUUCAUUUCAAAGUGAAUCUCCUCCAACGUGCUCAAGCAUGUAGAUUACAUAAUCAAGCAGCUACCCCCACCUUCAUCGUGUUGUUAGUCAUCCUCCAUGGAGCAUUUUCCAGCGAAUUGAGUGGGCUUGAGUUAUUUACAGCCCCUCUUCUUAUGCCUUCCCCAAUUAAAUGCACCACACGAGAGAAAGACAAUUAGCCAUGUAUACAGAGUAGCUUUUUCCUGCUGAGGCUUGAAUAUCUACAUUAUUUUUUUAACUUGAUUUGGAAACACUGUUUGAGCUCGUGUUAAAUGUGACAACAGAUAAUUAAGGAUUGCUCUUAGCUUGUGAAAUGUUUAUUUUGUCUCUCCACAUCUGAUCCGUCAGGAAUAAAAGCGACAAUUAAUCAUCUGACGUCAAACAGGAGAUAAAAUAAGUCUUAUUUGAGUGUCGGGUGUUUCUGCUGUUUGGUUCCCACCGCUCCCCCUUGGAAACCUCUCUCCCAAUACAAGAUGUUUAAAAAUGUCAAACGCCAACUGCCUGAAGAGCAGCCCACCGCAAUAAAUAAUGCAUAGAGCUAAUUUCAGAACCACAAAUCUCCCAGAUCUUUUCAUUUUCUGAUCGUUAAAUCUUGCAGGUGAUUCGUGUGGAGCAGGUCCUUGUCGUUAGCUUUGGUAUUUAAACCGGGUCAAAGUGAAUUAUUUUAGAAUAUUUUCAGAUUAUUUAGUUUUAUUGUGCAGAAGAGGAUGAGGUGUGGUGUGCACCUUUCUUGAUGUGGACAGUGAAGUGCCUUUGAUGUCCAGUGUGAGUUAAAGCAAGGAAUGGGUUUGUAUUUUUCUGUUUUCUCUUUUUGUUUCCGUAUUGUGAGAAGUAACAGUAUCGCUGCGCUGAUAUUGCUUAGAGGUAUAGUGUCACAGCUGGACUGAAGAGCCUUUUAUUGUUGAAGAAAACAGGAUUUUUUUUGUCCUCAAAGGCCAUCAUUCGGUUUGUAGGUGCAGCAGAAAGACCAAACGCGGCAGGACGACUGUGCGCGCAAUCACGCUACCACAGACUUUUGGAGUGAAUAAUUUAAAUAGAGUUUCCUUCUACUUUGCUACAUCAUGGUUCAAAUCUGAGUGAGCUGGCAGGAAAAUAUUUUGAUAUCGGCGACAAGCAUGAUGGUGUACUUUAUACUAAAAGAUUGUGAAACUGUUGGACUUUAUCUUUCAAAGUAAAUGUCUAGAAGAGACUGGCGUUAAGGAUUUCACUUCUAUUUAAUUGAUUUGGAGUGUAAAUUCAGAAUAUCAGCCAAGUGGCCAUAUUGGAGCCUCAUCUUAUUAGCUGGCUGCUAACUUUUUUUUCUGAAUUUCUCAGCUUUUGCCUAAUCUGUAAACAGCCACAUCCUGUUUCUGUCCUGCUGAAGGAAAAUUAGUGUGUCCACUAAUUUUGUAUAAAUGGCUUUCUUCCCUACAGUUAGUGCAUGCUCGAAGCUGUUUUCAUUGCAUAUGCAACUAGUACCUUAGACACAUUCAAAAACCACUUAUUUGUGACAAGUUCAUAUGCGAAUGGAAGGAUGCCUUGAAACCACGUACAUGAAGCCAAAGCCUCAGUUUUUGGCAUGUUUUGUAAUCCUUUUUUUCCCCUUCUUCUUAUUUGGUAAACGGUUUCAGGUUUAUCUCACAAAUACAAUCAGAGGCUUGUUUUAAAUAUUCAGAUUAUGACCACAAAGCAAUUAAUGAAUGCAGAUGUUUGUUUUGGCUUGUAUCUUUUGAGGUUGCAUGGUCUCUUGUGCAUUAAGGUCACGAGCCGGCAACAUUCCAGCGCUGCUGCACCGCUUCGGUUUCCCUCUCUGCUGCAUGUCGAGUCCAUUUGCACAAGUGAAGAGAAAUAUUUAGAAAUAUUUAGUGCCGCUGAGCACGUUACGCUUUCUGCGAACGGCACGUCGACGUCCCAAUGUGCCGCGUCUCGAGCAAAAGUGCCUUAUUCGUUUAUCAUCCAUUUCCAUCUGUUGUGAAACGAGUUGUCACGGUGACUAAACGUCAGCCCGACUCGUCACUUUAAGGCUCCUGUAAAGUGCUUUCCUGUGUUCUGCGUACGUUUGUUGCUCCCGGCCUUAAUCUUUUCGAUCGAGUCCACAGAGCUGUUGCAAAGUGACAAGCUGUUCAGGCAACACGCGUAGGCUACUUUCUGUUUGGGUGUAAAAUUAAAUGCUGCUUUUGUCGAGAUGAAAAACAUCAAGUAAAUCAUACAUGUCAGCUGAAGCAGGCUGGUUGUAGCCUGAACAGCUUCUCGGCAGCUAUUUAUGAUCAAACACACUGGUGAAGUAACCACAGACAGGCCUGGUGUUCUCUAUUUCAACAUACCCUCCCCCUUUUACACAAUGACUUGAACUCCUCUUCAGUUGUAACCUGCUGAUGUUUUCUGUUGUGAAGGAUUUUAAAGUGCAACAUUAAGAUUAAUUGUAUCACAAUUCAGUUUUCAACCAGGCAGUGUUGGCCUUCUUUGCCUUGUCGCUUUAUUGCUAAUUGCAUACACACUUUAGUGCUGUCUUUCACUGUCCAUUUGUCUUGUUGGUACGACUUCUGGCUUUUCUCUCUCACCACUCUAACACAGAAACGUAUAUAGCCAUAUGUAAACACUGAACGGUGCCACAAUGCCUCCCCUUGAAUGGUCUUUGCUUCUUUUUGUGCCACCCAACAUUUUUUGUGCCUCUGAUGCCUCUCAAAUGUUUUUUUUUUCGUUUUGUUUUGUUUUUGUUGGCCUUGUUUUCUGGUGUUGCCUUUAGUUUUACAAUGUUAAACCAAUAAAGUGUGAAUAUCGUUAAACAAA
This is a messenger RNA of Poeciliopsis prolifica (blackstripe livebearer), 3628 nucleotides long. RefSeq names its product CD164 molecule, sialomucin (gene cd164). Gene Ontology annotation, cellular component: cytoplasmic vesicle. The transcript has 6 exons. The record is from RefSeq and is a predicted model, not a curated record. Lineage: Eukaryota; Metazoa; Chordata; Actinopteri; Cyprinodontiformes; Poeciliidae. Bases 176 to 688 code for a protein of 170 amino acids.